This is a messenger RNA of Solanum verrucosum, 7394 nucleotides long. RefSeq names its product lysine-specific histone demethylase 1 homolog 3. Bases 530 to 6772 code for a protein of 2080 amino acids. NCBI's taxonomy places the organism in Eukaryota, Viridiplantae, Streptophyta, Magnoliopsida, Solanales, Solanaceae. The transcript has 9 exons. The record is from RefSeq and is a predicted model, not a curated record. Gene Ontology annotation, molecular function: protein binding; oxidoreductase activity.
AUCAUACAUCAAACGUUUCCUUGAGACAGUAGGAAUAGUGAUUUCCUUCAGCCGGUGAUGCUAACGUGCGCAGCCCCCCCUUUUUCUCCACUCUCUCUCUUAGAAGAUUUCACUCACGCGACCUAAGGAACAACAGCUUCAACAUUCAGGUGUGGAAAGUGUUGAGUUUAGCAUAAUUGGAUGUUUUUUUAGUUACUGGAAACUGAAAUAGUAUUGUGGAAUUGUUUGCAUUGGUUCAAAGGGAGAAGAUUUGUGUCUUAGGAUAUGAAUGUUGUUGUUGUGUUUAUGAAAUUGGGGUUUGUUUGGAUGAUUCAGUAAUCUCGAAGGGUUGUAUUUUGUAUGUUGUAUGUGAGAAGGAUUUUUUGCUAGGGUUAUAUGUGGAGGGAGGAAGUGUAAGCUUAUUGAUACCCUAAGGAUUUGUGAAAUUUGGAUUUGUUUUGCUGAUUUAGUGUUUGGAAGGGUUGUCUGUUAUAUGUGGAGGGAGGAGGUGUAAGUAUAAAUUGAUAACCCUAAUAAGGGUUUGCUAGAUAUGGGGGAGGAAGAGAAUGUUAAGUUAGGGUUGGAGAGAGGAACUAAGAAGCGGAUUGAGAUGAAGUUUGAUUCAGGAGAUGAUGAGCCUAUUGGGUCUUUGUUGAAGUUAAAAAGCAAAAAACACUCGAAGAAAGCGAAGGUGGAUUUAGGUGGUAGUAAGGAUGUAAUUCAGAAAACGGUGGUUAAGGGUGAAGAUUUGGUUGGCAUGGAUGAUACAUUAGCUAGUUUUAGGAAGAAAUUGAGGGGUCCGAAGAAGAAUAGUGGAUCUGUGUCAACAAUUGUUAAAAGUUCAAGUAGCAAUGCCAGUAAGUUAACUGGGGAAUCUCCAGAUGGGUCUGUGAAGGUAGCGGCAAAAAUUGUGGAAAAGAGUCUGUCAGAUGUUGAAUGUCUAUCUGAAGGGAUAAUUGAUAAGGGUUUCGAGAAAGGGAAUAAGAGAAAAGGUAAGAGACCAAAGGUUUCUUCGGAGCUGAAGAAAGUGGAGAUAUCUGGGGAUAUGUCCUUGCAAAAUGAUAAAGAGAGUGGAAAAAGCUCUCCGAAUUGCAUGGAUGGAAUUCUAGAAGAUUCACUAUCAGCUUUUCUGAAGAAAGCACAAUCUGGUUUUAUUAAGAAAUCACACAGCUCUUUGCAGUUGAAAAGAGGGAAGGAAAGUGAAGUUUUAUGUGAUGUUUUGAACUCUAGCCCUACUGCAACCGAAAUCUUUCCUUCCAUAUCCACAAAUAUGUGCCAGAAAUUGGGUGAAGAAAUUCCUGAAUCCAAUGAGGAUGUGCAUGUGUCACUUGAUGGAGGUUCAGUCGAUAUGCACUUGUCUGAAAAUAAAGAAUUUGUGCAAUUCAUUCAAUCACAAUCUGAUUCAAAGCCAGAGCUUUCUUUGUCUGCAUUGAACAAUGUUGAGUUGUUGAAAUCAAGCAUCGCCAUAGAUGAUGCAUCUUCCAUUGAAGGAUCUCAAUUAGAUGUACCAGCAUGUUUUAAUAAGAUCGCAGGUGUCCUAGAUGGUGAGGUCAAAUGUCACAGUAAACUUAGUGAGGAGGGAACUGCCACAACAAAUAAUAUUGUGGGUGGAAAUUGCAAAGAUCUUCAUGAUGAGGAUGUCAUGAAGAACUGUUCUACUUUUCAUGAACAGUCUGCUUCCAAGGAUCGUUUUAGUGAUCGUCCAAUGGCAACAGGUCGUGAUGUUUCGUCUGCAGAUACCAUUACUCCUGAGAAUGUUGAGAUGCUUGAGCAUCCCACGAUAAAAACCAAAUUCAAUGCUGAUAUGGAUGUGAACUCAAAUGCAAUUUUAAGCAGCCGAGAAACUCAUGUAGAUGAUCAAAUGUGCUCUUCAAAUCGAGCAGAUGAUUCAGGUUCUUGUAGAAGUGUUCAGUUAUUGAACAAACUUGAUCAUACAUCUCAAGGAAGCAUUGGAAAUGUGUUUAGUCGAACUUUGAUUUCGUCCACUUCCCGGUUGGAAGGUUCAACUGCAGCCAAGGAGAACACAGACAUGGAAGGUUCUGGGUAUGCUCAAGUUCGUUUGACGCCUGAUUUUAUUGCAGCAGAGAAGUGUUCAAGUGACUUUGAUGAUCAGCAGCGAAUUUCUGUUGAUUCUGUUUAUGAGCAAACUUGUGCUCCAGUUUCUUUGCCAAAGGAGGGUGGUCAAGUGUUUGUGGGUGGGUCAUCUCCAGUGUCUGUAGGAAGGAGUCAGCAAGUUAAUGCCAGCCAGAUGAAGCAGGAGGACCAAAUCAUGGAGAAUAGUAAUGACUUAUAUGGUUCUUCCAAACAAAUGACUAUUGAUAAUGCUGCUAUCUCAUUGCGCAAAUGCAGUUCGGUUUUCCAUCAGAGUGAACUGGCUGAUGAGAAUUGUGAAGGUUCACAUCAUCAAAGUCGUGUCUUUGUUUAUGGAGAUGAUGAGGCUGAUGGCACAUCUUCUCCGUCAAUUACACCAGAAUGUGAUGAAAGUGUUGCUGAAGAGACUGAGUCUAAGCUGGCAGCUGAAGAAAAAGAGCAGAGACUCUUUUCAGGUCAACGUGCUUCACGCAAGACUAAAAAGCGUAGGCACGGGGAUAUGGCCUAUGAGGGGGAUGUGGAUUGGGACGUUCUGGUGCAUGGGCAAGAUUUUUUUUUAAGUCAUCAAGAUGGAGAGGGUAGACAUGACUUCAAAACAAGAGAGAAGCUUGACUCGUCGUUGAUAGUUAUGGAUACUGAAAAUGGCGGGGUAGCAGCAGUAUCUGUUGGACUUAAAGCUCGUGAAGUUGGCCCAGUAGAAAGAAUCAAGUUUAAGGAGGUCCUGAAGCGCAGAGUUGGACUCCUAGAAUUUCUGGAAUGCAGGAAUCAAAUUUUGAGCCUUUGGAAUAAAGACAUCAGUCGCGUCUUGCCACUUUCAGAAUGUGGAGUGUCUGAAACCCCUUUAGCGGAUGAGUCACCUCGGGCUUCUUUAAUUAGGCAAAUUUACUCAUUUCUUGAUCAAUGUGGCUACAUAAAUUUUGGAAUUGCUUCUGAAAAGGAUAAAGCUGAAAAUGGUGUUGAACACAACUUGAAAAUUUUGAAGGAAGAAAAGACUAUAGAAAAGUCUGGAGCUUCUGUUGCUGAUAGAGACGAUGGAGUUUCUUUUAUUCUUGGGAGGUCAAAGAGUUCUGAGAUUAUCAUGCCGGAGAAGAAUGAUGUCUUAUCUGAUGAAGGGAAAAAGACAGAAAAAUGUGGAGCUGAUUGCCAGCUCAUUGAUAGGCGGGCCAUAGAGUUACCGGCUUUAGCAGAGCCUCAAGAAUGUCCUGUUGAUGAUUGCCGUGUAAAUGGUUAUCCUGAUAUUCAGUCACCGCGUCAACCGUUUGAUCUAGGUUUAGUUGCUCAAGUGCCUUCAAGUGAAGUUAAGGAUAGUGAAUUACAGAAUAUUGUAGAUCCAGAUCUUUUGCCUCCCAACAGUACAGAGAUUGAUGUUAGAGCAGCCGAUAAACAUCUUCUGAUUUCAGAAGAUUCUUGUGGGUUCACACCUAACUCAUUAGGGAGUCAAAGGCAAAACACGUGCUGUGAUGCUAAAGGGAAAAAAGAAAUAAUUGUUGUUGGUGCUGGUCCUGCUGGCCUAACUGCAGCACGGCACCUGAAGCGCCAAGGUUUUCAUGUCACCGUGCUCGAGGCCAGAAGUAGAAUAGGUGGUCGUGUUUUUACCGAUCGCUCGUCUCUCUCUGUUCCAGUGGACCUUGGUGCUAGCAUUAUUACUGGUAUUGAGGCAGAUGUGGCGACUGACAGAAGACCAGAUCCUUCUUCAUUGAUUUGUGCACAGUUGGGUCUUGAAUUGACUGUAUUGAACAGUGAUUGUCCCCUGUACGAUGUAGCUACUGGCCAGAAAGUACCAGCAGAUCUGGAUGAAGCAUUGGAAGCGGAAUUCAAUAGCUUAUUGGAUGACAUGGUACUGUUGGUUGCUCAAAAAGGGGAGCAUGCGAUGCGGAUGUCCCUGGAGGAUGGUUUAGAAUAUGCCCUUAAGAAGCGCCAGAAGGCCCGUUCCGCAAGAAAUCAUAUGGGUAAUGAACCACAAAAAUCAUCAGUGACAGCAGUGGAAUCCACGGCACUUUCUGAUGGUGGAGUUCCUCAAAAUAAUAAUUCUAAGGUAGAGAUCUUGAGUCCCCCAGAGAGGAGGGUAAUGGAUUGGCAUUUUGCUAACUUGGAGUAUGGUUGUGCUGCAUUGCUUAAAGAAGUCUCUCUUCCUUAUUGGAAUCAGGAUGAUGCAUAUGGAGGUUUUGGUGGAGCUCAUUGUAUGAUUAAAGGCGGCUACAGCUCCGUUGUUGAAGCACUAGGUGAGGAACUUUGCGUUCACUUGAACCACAUUGUUACUGAUGUUUCAUAUUGCAAAGAAGAUGUUCCAUCAAAAAAUGAUUUGUUUAACAAGGUAAAAGUCUCCACGACAAAUGGACGAGAGUUUUCUGGAGAUGCAGUCCUUAUUACAGUUCCAUUAGGGUGUCUUAAGGCGGAAGCCAUUAAAUUUUCACCACCUUUACCCCACUGGAAAGAUUUAUCUAUCCAACGGCUUGGCUUUGGUGUUCUUAAUAAAGUUGUCUUGGAGUUUCCUGAAGUAUUUUGGGAUGAUUCUAUUGAUUACUUUGGUGCGACUGCUGAAGAUACAGACGAGAGGGGCAGAUGCUUUAUGUUCUGGAAUGUCAAGAAAACUGUUGGGGCACCUGUUCUUAUAGCGUUAGUGGUUGGAAAAGCUGCUAUAGAUGGCCAGGAAAUGAGCUCCGAUGACCAUGUAAAGCAUUCGUUACUGGUUCUGCGGAAGCUUUAUGGUGAGAAAAAGGUACCUGAUCCAGUUGCUUCAGUGGUCACCAACUGGGGAAAAGAUCCUUAUAGCUAUGGGGCUUACUCUUAUGUGGCUGUAGGGUCAUCGGGAGAAGAUUAUGACAUAUUGGGCCGGCCUGUGGAGAACUGUUUAUUUUUUGCAGGUGAAGCUACCUGCAAGGAGCACCCUGACACGGUUGGUGGUGCAAUGAUGAGUGGGUUACGGGAAGCUGUGCGCAUAAUUGACAUAUUGACUACAGGCACUGAUUACACAGCAGAAGUAGAGGCAAUGGAGGAUGCAAAGAGGCAUUCAGAUGUUGAAAGGAGUGAAAUAAGGGACAUUAUGAAGAGACUUGAAGCAGUGGAGCUCUCAAGUGUUUUGUGCAAGGAGUCUUUGGAUGGGGUGAAGAUCGUGACCCGGGAGAAUUUGCUAAGGGACAUGUUCUGUAAGGCCAAUACAACAGCAGGAAGAUUGCAUCUCGCAAAAGAAUUGUUGAAACUUCCGGUAGAAGUUUUGAGAUCUUUUGCUGGAACUAAAGAAGGGCUUAGCACACUUAAUUUGUGGAUGCUGGACUCCAUGGGAAAGGAUGGGACCCAACUCUUGCGUCAUUGUGUUCGUGUACUAGUACUGGUUUCAACUGAUUUGCUUGCAGUCCGACUGUCAGGCAUUGGGAAAACGGUUAAAGAAAAAGUCUGUGUGCAUACUAGCCGUGACAUACGUGCUGUAGCAAGUCAGCUUGUCAAUGUAUGGAUAGAACUUUUUCGAAAGGAGAAGGCUGCUAAUGGUGGUCUGAAAUUACUAAGACAAUCCACUGCCACUGAUACUUCGAAGAGCAAACACAUUGCAGCACCUGGCAAACCACCUAUUCGCAAUCAUCCUUCAGCAGUAGACAGUAAACGGAGUUCUAAAGUUUCUUCAUCGGCUGGAAAUCACUUAGCUGUUAAUGUCAACAACAAGAAGCUGAAUGUCAGGCAAGCCACGUUAGGAACUAUUCCAGUUGUUGAACCAUCAACCUCUCAAGCUUCAGUAGGAAGGCAAAAUGAUACCACUGAGGAAAGGCAAAAUUUCCCCAUGUCUGAGGAAGAGAAGGCUGCGUUUGCUGCUGCAGAAGCUGCUCGCCUUGCUGCUCUAGCAGCUGCUGAGGCUUAUGCUUCAUCUGGUGCCAAGUGUAACAUGCCACUGCAGCUUCCUAAGAUACCCUCAUUUCACAAAUUUGCUCGACGGGAACAAUAUGCAAAUAUGGAUGAGUCUGACAUCAGAAGGAAUUGGCCUGGCGGUGUGGGAGGAAGGCAAGAUUGUUUAUCCGAAAUUGAUUCUCGCAACUGCCGGGUGAGGGAUUGGUCUGUUGAUUUUUCUGCUGCUGGUGUGAACCUUGACAGUUCAAAAAUGUCUGUUGAUAAUCGCUCACAGCGUAGCCUCUCAAAUGACAAUGCAUGUCAGUUUAACUUUAAGGAGCACUCUGGAGAAAGUGCACCUGUAGAUAGUAGUAUAUUCACCAAAGCAUGGGUUGAUAGCUCAAAUAGUGUAGGGAUAAAGGAUUACAAUGCCAUUGAAAUGUGGCAAUGUCAAGCAGCUGCUGCUAAUUCAGAUUUCUAUGAUCCAGUGAUGCAUGUCACUGAUGAAGAGGAUUCAAACGUGAGUUCCAAAAUGGAUAUGAGAAAGCAUGAUGUGUUAGUGUGUGAAAGCUCUGCCUCACAAAUUACUGUAAAUAAAGAGGCAUUAGAUAAUCAACCGAGAGGAGCAGAAAGAAUUAAGCUGGCUGUUGUUGAUUAUGUUGCGUCUUUGCUGAUGCCUCUUUAUAAAGCAAGGAAACUCGACAGGGAGGGGUAUAAAUCCAUAAUGAAGAAAACUGCUACAAAGGUAAUGGAACAUGCCACAGAUGCUGAAAAAGCCAUGCUUGUGUACGAGUUUCUUGAUUUCAAACGUAAAAACAAGAUUAGAGAUUUCGUGGACAAGUUGAUUGAAAGGCAUAUUCAGAUGAAGCCGGGUGCAAAAUCAUAAUGGACAAAGGAUGAGCAGUCACUCUUAUUGAUGCUUUACCGCAGGGUGAUUAGUCUCAUCAACUUUUUCAUGAGUGGGUGCAACAAUCAUCGACGAGUGAGGAAUGCAGGCUUCAUUGAACAAUUAUCCUUGCCAAGCUAGUUGUUGUCUUCAGAGACUGUUUUGUUGAGCGUAUCAUGGACUGUUUAUUGUAAGAGACUGAUUAAUUGUCCUGCAAAUUUGAGACUUUUGACAUUUCUGUUGCGGUGUGUCUGCAAGAAACAUUCUCAAGGUGGCAAAGUCGGUGAAAACAUGUCUGUCAUGUGAAUGUUAUACUACUACUCCUGCUGACUGAUGUGAAUUCCUUCAGAGAUAGCAAGAUUAGGUUUAGAAUUGGUAGUCAGAUUUGAAGUUGUAUUAUAUAGAAGAAAAGUAGCCCUUUGUUUCUUUCAGUUCAGGGUUCCCCUUUGAUGAACAAUCACUUCUGACUUUUCUUUAGUUUUGGUAUGUGUACAGCUCAGGAUUGUUAUCAUUGGAACAAAUAUACAGAACAUUUUGAGGGCGUCAUAUGCUUCCUUCAUUUUGAAAUAUUGAUUUCUCAGAAUAAGUAAAAACAAAACCCUCCUUCUAUCUCCCCUCUUAA